AAGUGACGUCACGCGCGGGCGCGACGCUGUCGCCAUCAUGGCGGGCAGGGGGGCCUCACGCGUCCCGGAGCGGUGGACCGACUACAUCCCGCUGGGCUGCAGGAUGCCGGGCACGCGCUUCAUCGCCUUCAAGGUGCCCCUGAAGAAGAGUUUUGAGCAGAACCUCCUGCCAGAAGAGAGAUUUUCCCCUCAUGACCUCAUCAGGAAGGUCAGGGAGCGGCAGGAGGAGCUGGGGCUGAUCAUCGACCUGACGUACACCACGCGCUACUACGGCCGCGAGGAGCUGCCCUCCACGCUGAGGUACUCAAAGAUCCUGACCAUGGGACGUGAGAUCCCAAACAGGAGAACCAUUCUGAGGUUCAAUUACCUGGUGAAAAAGUUUCUGACAGACAACAAAGACAACGAUAAACUCAUCGGGGUGCACUGCACGCAUGGCUUGAACAGGACUGGCUACUUGGUCUGCAGGUACCUGAUUGAUGUUGAAGGCAUGGAGCCAAAUGCUGCCAUCGAGUUGUUCAACAAGUCUCGAGGGCAUCCCAUGGAGAGACCAAACUACAUCCAGGAUCUGCAGAGGAGAGCCCUGAAAAACAGCUGUGAGCUGAAGAAUUUGGGCUCAGAUCUCUCCAGGAAAAAAGGCAGCACCCCAGGCAAGCCCCAAAAGCAGCAGCAGCCACCCCUGGCAGUGCCCAGGAGUCCCAGCAGCUCCAGGAAGAAGCAGCAGCCUGGCCCCACGGCUCAGGGACAGCCCCAGGAGCAGGGCCACAGGCACGGGGCCCUGGGACAGGCACAGCUGGAGAAGAAGAAGCUGGAGAAGCUGGAGCAGAAACAGCUGGAGCAGAAACAGCUGGAGCAGAAACAGCUGGAGCAGAAACAGCUGGAGCAGAAACAGCUGGAGCAGAAGAAGCAGAGGAGGCUGGAGAAGAAACAGCGGAAAAAGCUGGAGAAGAGACAGCAGAGGAAGCUGGAGAAGAGACAGAAGAAGCUGGAGGAGCAUCUGGAGCAGAAUCAUCUGGAACAGGGGCAGGAUCAUCUGGAGCAGAGGCAGCAGAAUCAUCUGGAACAGGGGCAGGAUCAUCUGGAGCAGAGGCAGCAGAAGAAUCUGGAACAGAAGCAGCAGAGGCAGCAGAGUUUCCUGGAGCAGAAUUGUCUGGAGCAGAGGCAGCAGAAGCAGCAGAAUCAUCUGGAGCAGAGGCAGAAGAGUUUCCUGGAGCAGAAUCAUCUGGAACAAGGGCAGAAGAAGCUGGAGCAGAGGAAGCAGAAGAAGCUGGAGCAGAACAUGGAACAGAAGCAGCAGAGGCAGCAGAAUCACCUGGAGCAGAGUUACCUGGAGGAGAAUUGUCUGGAGCAGAGGAAGCAGAAGAAGCUGGAGCAGAAGAAACUGGAGCAGAGGCAGCAGAGUUUCCUGGAGCAGAAUCAUCUGGAGCAGAGUUUCCUGGAGCUGAGUUUCCCGGAGCAGAGGAAGCAGAAGAAGCUGGAGCAGAGUUUCCCAGAGCAGAAUCACCUGGAGCAGAGACAGCAGGGUUUCCUGGAGCAGAAUCAUCUGGAGCAGAGGAAGCUGGAACAGAAGCAGCAGAGGCAGCAGAAUCACCUGGAUCAGAAUUUCCUGGAGCAGAGGCAGCAGAAUUUCCUGGAGCAGAAUUUCCCAGAGCACAGACAACCCUGCACUUUCCCCCCCAAGAACUUUUGCCUUUCCCCACCCCUCAAGAAGCAGCACAAGGAGCUGUUCUCCCCCCAGAUCCCCCAUCCCUGGCUGCCCCAGGAGCCCUCACCUGCCAGGAAACGCCGGCGCAGGAAACACAAACUGAGACAGCAGGAAAUAUCCUGACAGCACCAGAGAUUUCCACCAGCAAAAACCCUCCCUGGGCUUCAGGGGACAGCUGUGGCUCAGCCAGGAGCAGCUGAACAGGGCUAUUUUUUAAUCUGAUUUAUUUUAUUGCCCCCAGAUGCUUUUACACGGAAUUUUUUUAACGUGAUGCUGAGCAGAGUCUGACCCGUGGGGGAUGCAGGGAAUAAAAAUAAACACAGACUCAAGCAGAGCUGCAAUAAUCCUAAAGAAAUCCUCAGGCAUCCCUAGGACUUUCAACAAAACGGGUUUUUGUUGAUUUCCUCAAGGCAGAAACGGGAUUGGGCCUGAAACGCCGGAUUUUUGUGUCUCGUUUUUACUCACUUUUGCUAAAGUAAAUUUCCACGCUGUGCAAA
Messenger RNA from Poecile atricapillus (Black-capped chickadee), 2199 nucleotides. It is a transcript of the gene DUSP11, whose product is annotated as dual specificity phosphatase 11. NCBI's taxonomy places the organism in Eukaryota, Metazoa, Chordata, Aves, Passeriformes, Paridae. Gene Ontology annotation, biological process: protein dephosphorylation. The record is from RefSeq and is a predicted model, not a curated record. The transcript has 9 exons. Gene Ontology annotation, molecular function: protein tyrosine/serine/threonine phosphatase activity; polynucleotide 5'-phosphatase activity. The coding region runs from base 38 to 1825 and encodes 595 amino acids.